Prorocentrum cordatum is the source of this 2282-nucleotide messenger RNA. Lineage: Eukaryota; Dinophyceae; Prorocentrales; Prorocentraceae. The record is from the annotation of a GenBank genome assembly.
UCCUCCUGGUGCUACUCAUCCUUCUCCCACCUCUUUGUCUGAGGAGUUGGGGCCUGAGGGUCCGUAAUUGGCGUUUGGCCCAAGCCAAAUUGGUUCAUGUGAUGGACCGUGUGUGCGUGUGUGUGUGUGUGAUCGUCUCUGCCCAUCGGCAGCCAAUAUUGUUUGCCAUGCUCAAAGUUGCGUGUGCGCACCAUCACUUCGACACAUCGUUUUGUUUUGCCGUUGUUCGAGGACGGGGGUCACGGAUCCCGUGGUCCAGAUGUUGAUUCGGCAAACGCUUUCUGGUGCAGCGUACCAGUCAUGAUCCAGCACCAUGUGUUCACUAUCAGGAGGACCGUACUGAGCUGUGCCCAUAAGUGGCCAUACCAUCGAAAGAUUACCCCACGUGGUGGAGGGCAGCUCUCUGCACUGUUCUGUUCGUUCGUGAGUUCUUGGAGGGGGCCACCGAGCGGACCUACGUUCAGCGAGGCUCUUGCAGCGUAUGGCACACAGGCCGAAGCAGAUCCUCUGGCACGCCAUUAUACUUACGCUUUGCGUGGGUCGCAGACAGGACUUUGGUACAUUGGUUCCAGAACGUCCGAACGCAGUUUCUUCUCCAGAAGCGGACACAAGUUACAUGGGGUCUUCAAGCGAUGCGCAGUUCAAGCAAGAUCGAAAGCACAAGCUUAUAUUGACGAAGCAUAGCACGCGCGCUGAUGCUGUGCAGGCGGAGUGCUUCUUCCACGAGUUUUACAACGUAGGCGCAAACAGUGAGUUUGCCAACCGGGCACGGCAGACAUCAAUUGGGUUUGACCGUCAGGGUGUGCAGCACAGUGAAAGCUCAAAGCGAAAGAUGAGUGCGGCCAAGCGUGGGGACCGACAUCAUCUCUUUGGAAAGAACCACAGCGAGGAGACAAAGAAAAAGAUCAGUGCGGCAAAGCGAGGACAGACCUUCAGCGAGGAGACGAAGCAGAAGAUGAGUGCGGCUAAGCGUGGGGACCGACAUCCUUUCUUUGGAAAGAACCACACUGAAGAGUCAAAGAAAAAGAUGAGCGAGACCCGGCAAGGAAAGACCCUCAGCGAGGAGACGAAGAAAAAGAUGAGCGAGGCUCGACGAGGAAAGCUUCACAGCGAGGAGACGAAGCAGAAGAUGAGUGCGGCUCAUCGUGGGGACCGAAACCCGUUCUUUGGGAAGAACCACAGCGAGGAGUCAAAGAAAAAGAUGAGCGAGGCCCAGCGAGGAAAGACCCUCAGCGAGGAGACAAAGAAAAAGCUGAGCGAGACCCGACGAGGAAAGCUCCCCAGCGAUGAGACGAGGCAAAAGAUGAGCGCGGCUAAGCGUGGGGACCGACAUCCUUUCUUUGGAAAGAACCACACCGAAGAGUCAAAGAAAAAGAUGAGCGAGACCCGGCGAGGAAAGAUCCUCAGCGAGGAGACGAAGAAAAAGAUAAGCGAGGCCCUGCGAGGAAAGCCCCACAGCGAGGAGGCGAAGCAGAAGAUGAGUGCUGCUAAGCGUGGGGACCGACAUCCUUUCUUCGGAAAGAACCACACUGAAGAGUCAAAGAAAAAGAUGAGCGAGACCCGGCAAGGAAAGACCCUCAGCGAGGAGACAAAGAAAAAGAUUAGCGAGAGCCAGCGAGGAAAGACCCGGAGCGAGGAGACGAAGCAACGGAUGCGUACGGCGAAGCGUGGGGACCGAACCCCCCUCUCAGGAAAGCACCGUGCCGAUGAGACGGAGAGAAGGACAAGUAAGCCGACGUGCGGGCAGCAGCUCUGACGAGACGAAGCAGCGCACAGGCCAGGCUUCGCGCGGGAGCCGAGGAAGCGGCCGAUGGAGUAAGCCUGUGCGCGGGGCUGGCGCCCUCCCCUCGGAGGGCGGCGCGUGCAGGAGGCGAGGCAGAAGCUAUGAGAGCGAAGCUGAGCGAGGUGCGAUCGGCCUCCCCCUCUUCGGGAGCCAGCCGCACUGAGGAGGCCGAGGGCCCUGCGCCACGAAGCUCGGACAUCCCUGGCCGCCGGCGCACGGAGGCAGUGGGCAAGCGGGCCCUGUGCGGGAGGAGCGGAGCCUGCCUUCCGAGAGCAAAGAGGAGAGAGUAGGCGCCCCGGUGGGCCCUGCGGAGCCCCGGGGCCCCAAGCGCAGCCGACGCGCGGAGGCGGCAGAGGACGAGCGGGCCCCGUGCAGCGCCAGAUAGGCACGCGGUCGCCCUCGUCACCACGGCGCCGACCUUGGCGCCUGCUCAGCCUGUAGGCCGCCGCCGCCGCCGUGCCGCGGCGCCCAGCUCCGGGGCGCCGCCGCGCGGGGCGAG